Fusarium graminearum PH-1 is the source of this 1781-nucleotide messenger RNA. RefSeq lists its product as uncharacterized. NCBI's taxonomy places the organism in Eukaryota, Fungi, Ascomycota, Sordariomycetes, Hypocreales, Nectriaceae. The coding region runs from base 307 to 1509 and encodes 400 amino acids. The transcript has a single exon. The record is from RefSeq and is a predicted model, not a curated record.
GUCACAUACAUAUAUGUCUACCGCCCCCUCUUCAUUUUAAUAUCGCCUCGUUUGUCUACUUGUCUGCUUCCCUGUAGCUACUUCAUGUUUUUUCUGGUUAAUAAUUAAUCUUGCUCUACAUCUUUACUGGAUACCUGUCUACUGUCCACUCAUAUACAUCUAUUGGGUCCACGAGCUUACCAUUUGCACGUGAAAUCCACUCUCACGAUCCUCGAUUUUUCGAUUCUGUACGUCAGAACUGAUGCUUAACAAGCCGCAAUCGCAACAUAAAUAGACACAUUAUCCAAUCCUCGCGCAUACUUCACCAUGGCCGCCGCACAACUUCCUCCGCCCGACGCGACGCAACUUCUGGCGCCGUUCCUUCCUGCUCUCCCGCCGUCCACCAUCUCUACCGAGCCUGCUAUCGGCAUCCUACCACUCCUCUCCCCCAUACUACGCCAGCGAGUCAAGCUUUUGUCACCCACCAGCUCUGAGCCAUGGAUUCGAUUGCUUUGCUACGAUAAAGAAAAAAUAACGGAACUUGUGCAGAUUGCACAAGGUGGUAGCCUUGAGCCACACCCCGUAUCGGGCGAGGUCGAGGUUGACUGGGAGUACGAUGCCGAGACACGAUUUCGAAGAGUUGACGAGGAGACGUUUCAGGCUCUCGUUGCGCUUUCCAGCCUUGGCCUGGCCUUCCAGCUAGUAUAUUGUGUUGGAGAUGUUGAAGGUGGUGGCGAUGGCUGGAGGGUAGGCGAGGUUACUGUUACGGAUAAGCCCUCGCCUUUCUUGCAAUUUGGAGGUGCUUCUGGUAUUGCGGAAGCUGAACGACAGUUUGCCGAGACACAAGCCAAGAAGGUCACUAGCAUCGCCAAGGACACAACUGGCCCUAGCCAGAGCCUAAGUGUCCCGGAUGGUGGCCACGAAGAUGAAGAUGACGAUGAUGAUUACUGGGCACGAUAUGAUGCAACGCCAGCUCGUACACCCGCCCAAAAGUCGCCCGCGCCUCCUUCCAAAGCUACUUCUCAGAUGGGUGGCGUACGGGCAGCUUCAGCAGAGGACGCGUACUUUGCCCAAUACGAUAAUGUACAGCCUGCUAUGGACAACCAUGACCCUGAUGAGGAAGAGGUUGCUGCGCAAAUCGCUCCGCCACUUGGACUUGGACGAGCGCACGAUUCUGCCGAAGCUUCGGAGCGCAAUGAGACUCAGGGUUCAUGGACACUGGCUGAGGCUGAGCACCUGGGGCCAAGUUCCUCACAGAACGGGAACGAUUCUGAGCGUCAUGCUGCUCUACUACACCCUCGUCCUGCUUCUAGCGCGAGCUCCAACGGCUCAGAAACGGUUGCUAAACUUGAGGCUUCUGCUGGCAAACAGACGCAAAAUGAGUUUGGCGUGAAACAACACGUCUCACGCAGCAUUCGAAGCUUGUUCCUGCUUGCACGAGCGUCAGGUAUCGAUCGCAACGAGUUUGAGAACCUUGUCAGAGCUGAGCUUGAUAUCCUCGGUAUGGUUGAGGAUCAGGAACAAAUGUGAUGUUGUGUUAAAUACGCAAUUAGUGCAUCUUUGUUUGGUUUAUCUUUUGACUGACUCAUGGGAUGAAAUUUGGAAAACCUUUUGGGGCAAUGCAUUUUGGUAGUCUCGGCAUGCAUGCAAGGCGUUUGUCAUUGAGCAUCUGGUUAGAGGUCAGUUAAGCGACGACUCUGUUUUGAGUAUUCUUGGGGAAGAUUGAUGGGAUAUGGUAAUAAGUACUGUAUUGAGAUGUAAACAGCAUCUUAUGAUAGAAUGAAACAAUACUAUAUUAUGAA